UUAACUUUUUAUAGGCUUUAUUGUAGCAAGUGGCUUGCUAAGGUAUAAAUGUUUUUUUGUAACUUUGUUAGCUGAACUGUUCAACAAUUUGGACGAAAAUUCCAAUCUUAUUUGUUUGUCGGUCAAACCUAUCGCUUUCAAGACCAAAGUCCAAAGGUUAAUUGCCAACAUAACAAAGAGUAAGACGCAAGAAUACUAGAGAUUUUGGGUUCUUAUUUGUAUUUAUUUUCCUUGUAUGGAUGAAGUAAUUGCUUACAAUCUAAGAGCUCGUUGAUUUAAUAGAUUAAAAGUAGUUGAUAAGGAUCAAAUGUUAAUACUUCAUGUGAUAGUAAUUAUUCAUUUGAAUACAAAUGCUGAAACUAUUGUGAAGAUCUUGAAAUGCCAACGCAGGUUCUGGAGGUUGAUGCUAAGAUGGUCACUCAACUACUAACAGUCAUCAUCUCAGAAAGUCACCUUUCUUCUCAAAACCUCGCUCAAGAGUUUUGACAUAGAUGCUGUGAAUGUCAAAUGCUUGUAGUGUACUAGAGUAUAUUGUUACCAUUCUGUUUUAUUUCUUAAUUUUGGUGACGGCCUUUGGAUUAAAGAAUUUUGGUUAGUAAGUUAGUGUGGAUAACCAAAUAGAGGGAGCGCUAAGAGUUUGUUUUCCUCUUCGAUUUGUAAACAAUUACAUGAAAUGGAAAAGGUUACUCUAUACAUUUGUGCACACAGGAAUACUAUACUAUCAUUACAGGAGAUGCAUGGGAAAAAAGUGUGUUUACUAAAUAUGCACACACCAUUGGAGGUAGACGAUUGUUGAAAAAGUCAUGGUACAGUGUGUAGAGGAAACAAAUGUAAACUCUGAGCCUUUUUGGAUUUGGAUUGCAAAUAGAAGUUAAGGAAUCAACAUACUCUUCUUAAUUACUAUAUAUAAUAACUACUACUACUUAAUUAAAAUGCACCACCUUGACUAGAGUUUACACCAAAGACCAUUUCUUCAUUCUUCACGCGUACUCUCUGGAGAACUCUAUUUAGACAAAUAAGUAACUAGCCAAAAAGACUUUUAUCUUAAACUUUUCACCAUGGCAAAACCUACAAUAUUUUUGCACGUCACACAUCUUUUUCUUUCAUUUUCAGGGGUACUUCACAAUGUUACUGCAGUAGCAGUAGUUGAAGAUGAUAUUAGGUGUUUACAGGGACUAAAGAACUCGUUAACGGAUCCUAAUGGAUAUUUGAAUUCGUGGAACUUCUUAAACUACUCGACAGGUUUAUCUGUAAGUUCGUUGGUGUCAAUUGCUGGAACGACCGCGAGAACCGGGUUCUUGGCCUCACACUUCCAAGCAUGGAUCUCAGUGGACAGCUCCCAGAUGCCUUAAAAUAUUGUUCUUAUGUCACUACCCUUGAUCUCUCUGGUAACAGGUUCUCCGGUCCCAUUCCCUCGGAAAUUUGUAGUUGGAUUCCUUUUUUAGUAUCUCUCGACUUGUCCAACAACAGGUUUUCCGGCUCUAUACCUGCUGAACUUGGAAACUGCACCUACCUGAACAAGUUAAUGCUCAAUAACAACAAACUCUCUGGAAAUAUUCCACCAGCAAUCUCUUGUUUAAGAAGGCUCAAGGUGCUCUCCUUGGCUAACAAUAAUCUCUCUGGUAGCAUACCACCAUUUUCGGGAUUGUCUGACUUUGAAUUUAGAGGAAACAGACAUUUAUGUGGUGGGCCAUUAGCCAAAUGUGGUUGAAGAUGGUAAUGUUGAAUAUUUCUCCGAAGUGUUGAACAAUUCAGCUAGUACAGUUGUAAAAAAUAUUUAUAUAUUGCGCUUAUGAAUUUGACCAGAGAAAUGUCAUCUGGAAAUUAACUAAUCCCACCAAGCCACUUGCUAUAAUAAAUGCUAUAAAAGUAAAGUAGCCAAGAAAUCCAAACUCCAAAGAGGUGUAAGAAAUGAGUGGUGAAGCAACAUCUCUGGUGGAUCUUCCAUCCCCAAUCUUGUUGGACAUUUUCUCGAGAUUACCCCCCACCACUCUCUUAUAUGUCAAAAGCGUCUGCAAAACUUUUCAAGAAUUAACCUUAGAGUCCGAAUUUUCAAAUUUAUUACACUCAACAUCUCCAGCCGGCAUCAUCAUCAACCAAUUCGUGGAUACCACUGAAGAUAACACUUUAAAGUUCUUGAAAUUCGUUGAUAACACUGAAGAUCAGGGUACUUGUUCAUAUUGCCACGAUCCAAAUGUUGACCUUGAUCUUCAACUUUACUUUCCUGUUUCUCCGUUUGAGCUGGUCAGAUCAGUUCAUGGUUUCGUUUGUUUUAAUUACUUCCUUGAUUAUGUUGAUACUAUUUACAUCCUCAAUCCGAGAACCAGAGAGUAUAUUCUCCUUCCAGAGGCAGAAGGGUCUAGAGAAUGGCCCAAUGAUGUCACUUAUGGCUUCGGUUUCAAUCCUGUUACAUUCGAAUACAAAGUGGUUAGAAUUUACCAAGAGGAAAUUUUUGAUGAUGAUACUAGUUAUUACAAGUCUGAAGGUCAAGUCUACACAAUUGGCAAAGGGCAUUGGAGAAGUGCAGGACAUGUCAUGUUCUCUUUCAUGCCAUAUGGGGUGAACCUCUACGUAAAGAUUCAUUGGUUGGUUUAUGAUGCUAAUGGAAAUGAGUUGAUAUGUUCGUUUAAUUUGGAGAAUGAAUUGUUUGAAUCAUUCCCCACGGCUCCAGUGUACACUGAGGAAAGGUAUCGAAAUUUGCGAAGUUUGGGAGUUUUUGGACGUAGUCUUUGCGUGUGUGAUAAUUAUGCAGAUACUCAUUUUGAGGUAUGGGUUAUGAAAGAUUACGGAGUUUCUAGUUCAUGGGUUAAAGAGAUUGUCAUAAACAUUUCUCCAGAAUGCAACAAUUGGUUGGGCAAUGAAAUGAUUUAUUUGUUGAAAGUGUUGGAAGAUGGAGAGGUGUUGUUCUUGUGGCGCGACUGGCGUGAUGAUUUCUUGUUCUUGCACCAUCCUGUGAAGAAUAUUUCGGAAAAGCUUGAUGUAUGUGGAGGGAACAUCUUAGCAUGUAUCCAUGUAUCAAGCUCCUUCUCUCUCAAGAGCUUUGAAGCAGAGGUUGUAAAUAUCUUUUAGAAUGUCAAAUGCAUGUAUUGUACUAAAGUAUAUUCUUACCAUUCUGUUUUAUUUCUUAAUUUUGGUGACUGCCUCUGGAUUAAAGAAUCUUGGUUAGUAAGUUUCUCUUUAGAAAAUGUUUACA
Lycium ferocissimum is the source of this 3193-nucleotide messenger RNA. RefSeq names its product F-box protein At3g07870-like. The coding region runs from base 1912 to 3069 and encodes 385 amino acids. NCBI's taxonomy places the organism in Eukaryota, Viridiplantae, Streptophyta, Magnoliopsida, Solanales, Solanaceae. The transcript has a single exon. The record is from RefSeq and is a predicted model, not a curated record. Gene Ontology annotation, molecular function: protein binding.